Molecule: messenger RNA, 768 nt
Organism: Acanthosepion pharaonis
Lineage: Eukaryota; Metazoa; Mollusca; Cephalopoda; Sepiida; Sepiidae
Source: the annotation of a GenBank genome assembly
AUGGCGUCCAAUGUGAAUGAAGAAGAGACAUUCCAAUGCUCGAAAUGCGACCAAUGUUUGGACUGGACAUCGAAGACAUUGCCCUGUCUUCAUUCUUUCUGCGAGUCGUGUGUGCAGAUGGUUCUUGAAGGAAAUGGCCCGUGUCCCCAGUGCCAAAAGCCUGUGACCGGUGACGAUUUGAGACUGGCACCAUUUUUGGUGAAGUCUUUGAGACGCCGUCACUUGGAAUCCAGUGAAUGGAGGUGCGGUUUUUUGUUCCGAAGACGGCGUAGAAUCAGCGGGUCAGAUUUGGUUUUUUAUAUAUUGCAGAAACUCUUGUGCCGGAACUGUAACAGGGCCCAAAAGAAAAUGAAAUGGACGCACAACUGGGAAGACUUGUCCGGCAAGGAGAGGGUGGAGGCCAUCCGGGUCAUCAUGAUGGAUGACUGUCGACGGCACCAACAAUCCAAGGACGCCUUCAUUUAUGGUGCAACGUCUGCCUGUGUGAUUCAUGUUAAAGGAUCACGUGACCACCUCCCCUCAGUGUCCGCCUCGUCCGCUGUCGGUGAAAUGCAGGAGGCGUCGAAGGGAACUGUCUUUUUGGGCGGCCCUACCCUGGAGCGGGAACUCCUCCAGUUCGAAAUCCAGAUCCGGUCGACGUACGCGCAGACGUCUCGAUCCAUUGAGCAACUAUCAAUGGAUUCCGAAUCCGAAUGCUUAAAACUCUGUCAGGAUUUUUUUUUCAGAAAGAGGCACUCCUCAAGUUGGCAGAGCUGUGCGAUAAUAUGA